This is a messenger RNA of Enterobius vermicularis (human pinworm), 1971 nucleotides long. Lineage: Eukaryota; Metazoa; Nematoda; Chromadorea; Rhabditida; Oxyuridae. The record is from the annotation of a GenBank genome assembly.
UUGAAGGAGAAAAAAAGCAAUAAGUUUUUGACAGACCGUGAGUAUUUCGGAAACUUUGGAUAUGGAGAGUUCUUUAAUUCUUCAUCAUCGUCUGUCCAAUGCGAUUUAGUGGAAGGUGAAUUUGACUAUCGGCAGCUACCAUUUGAUAGACGUUUAACAUAUCAUGUCAGAAAAUUUUGCGAAAAAACGUCAGCACACGGUAUUCCGAUGAUCGGGCAAGCUCCAAACAAAUACUACAGGAUUAUUUGGAUCAUUUUAUUUUUUGGAUGUGUUACAAUGCUUUAUCAGAAUGCCAGAAGUGUGCUAAAUAAGUAUCAUCGUAACGAAAAAAUUGUUGACAUUCAACUCAAAUUUGAGAGCGCUCCGUUCCCAGCAAUAACGCUAUGCAAUUUAAAUCCUUACAAACUUGGUUUGGCAAAAAACCACGAUCUGAUUAAUCGAACGCUAAACGUCUUUAGUGGAGCGAUGAAGAAAGCAGGCCGUACCACAACAGAAAACGGUCGCGGAAAACGCGACGCUGGAGACUUUGAACGACCUGAUUCAGUUUCUCUUUAUGAGCCAGUUCGUUGGCAGGCUUCUUUUUACAACAGAUACUUAGCUCCAGAAGAUGUAAAAAGAGAAAUACCAAAAAGCAAAAACGAAACCUGCAUUUGCGCAUUUGAUCGCUAUACAACUGAUGCCUACCCGUGUUUCGCCAUUCAAGAAUGGGAACCUCAUACCUGCACAAACUGUACUCAGCAAGCUACCUGUAUCAGAGAUCGUUAUGGUCGUAUGGAUUGUUUAUGCGUUGGUAAGCAUUGCAUUGCAUACGAUGGUUCUGCUGCUCUGAUAGAAAUAUGGGAAUAUCUAGCCGGUCCGACUGAAGAUCCAACCUUUUUGAAGGCAAUGGGGUUUCAAGGAAUGACUGAUGAGGUGGCUAUCGUGACAAAAGGAAAGGAAAAUAUAUUAUUUGUGACAGCAACUUUGUCUAUGGAAGCACGACAGAAUAUAUCGACUCCAAAACAAGAGCUGAUACAUAAGUGCUCAUUCAACGGUCUCGCGUGCGACAUUGAUCACGAUUUUCUCACUCAUGUCGAUCCAAAUUUCGGCUCUUGCUUCACGUUCAACCAUAACCGAAGUCAGAACUUAACAAGUAUCAAGGCAGGUCCUAUGUACGGGCUCCGGAUGUUGGUUUAUGUGAACGCUUCACAGUACAUGCCGACUACUGAAGCCACAGGAGUUAGGCUAACGAUACAUGACAAGGAAGAGUUUCCUUUCCCAGAUACCUUUGGUUACUCGGCACCCACAGGAACUAUAUCUUCGUUUGGGCUUAGAUUGCGCCGAAUGAGCCGACUGCCAGCGCCAUAUGGAGAUUGUGUUCCUGACGGAAAAACUUCUGACUACGUUUAUCAGAAUUAUGAAUAUUCAGUUGAGGGCUGUUACCGCUCUUGUUUUCAACAGUUAGUCCUAAAAGAAUGUGGCUGUGGUGAUCCACGAUUUCCAGUUCCUAAUGGUUACACUCACUGCAGGCCGGAAGAUGAUGCUGCAAGGUCUUGUUUGGAGCAACGUACCAGCGAUUUGGGCGGUCUUCAUGGAAGUUUCCGCUGCAGAUGUCAGCAACCAUGCAAACAGUCGAUCUAUUCAGUUACAUAUUCGCCUGCAAAGUGGCCUUCGAAUUCGCUCCAGGUACCAUUGGGGUCAUGCACCGGAACGAGCAGUGAAUGCAAUAAGCACUACAGAGACAACGGAGCAAUGAUUGAAGUUUUUUACGAACAGUUGAACUUUGAGAUGCUAACAGAAUCUGAAGCAUACGGUUUCGUCAAUUUACUGGCCGAUUUUGGUGGACAACUGGGUUUAUGGUGUGGUAUCAGCUUUCUGACUUGCUGUGAAUUCGUGUUCUUCUUUUGCGAGGUGGCGUACAUGUCGGCAUCGCAUAACUACGGCAAGUGGAAGAAACGUAAAGAUGAAAAAAACAAGAUGUUAGCAAAAUAA